Messenger RNA from Mesocestoides corti, 3942 nucleotides. Lineage: Eukaryota; Metazoa; Platyhelminthes; Cestoda; Cyclophyllidea; Mesocestoididae. The record is from the annotation of a GenBank genome assembly.
AUGGCCUCCGGACAGAGACUGCUCGGAUGGCACUUAAGGAUUCUGCUUAGCUUGGCGGCAUUCAGCCUGCUAACUUCAGCUGAAUCCGUGUCACGAAUCAGACGACAAGUCACAGAUACCGCAGGCGAAGACAUCAACUUUGGCGGAGGUGACCCUGAGGAAAACGGUCAGCCUCCAGAAUAUAGCGUCAAAGGUCCUGGUCCCUAUUUCCGAGGUCAAGAUGUCCAAGGUCCUCGUGGUCCGCCGGGUGAGGUUGGCCCCCCUGGUCCCCAAGGUCCGCAAGGCCCGAUGGGGCCCCCGGGUCCACAAGGACCUCCCGGUCCACCUGGAAACGAUGGAGUUCGUGGGCCCCGUGGACCACCUGGUGAACCUGGAGCCGAUGGAAUCAACGGAGCCGAUGGCGAACAGGGCCCGCCUGGUCCGCCCGGCCCGAUUGGACCACCUGGUCCCAUGGGCAUCAUCGGAGCUACUGGCACGCAAGGUCCUGCCGGUCCCAUGGGUCCAAAGGGCGACAAAGGCUCACCCGGUGCGGACGGACCCAUGGGUGAACGCGGUCCCGUAGGCCCACGUGGCCCCACUGGUCCUUCUGGCCCACGAGGUCUCACUGGUAUUCCCGGACCACAAGGUCCAAUAGGUCCUGCUGGAAUGCAAGGCGCCGACGGGACAAUGGGUCCCACUGGACCCCCCGGUCCACGUGGUCCAUCUGGGAGUGUUGGCAUGACUGGUCCAGUUGGUCUCAAGGGUGACGCUGGUGAAGUCGGCCCAAUUGGUCCUAUGGGUGAACAGGGAGAAGCUGGUGCCGAUGGAAUCCCUGGUGCUCCUGGCGAAUCCGGUGAAAUAGGUUUGCCAGGCAAGGAUGGUCCCGUAGGAGCAAAAGGAGAACAAGGUCCACCUGGUCCCGUAGGUUCUCCCGGCUUAGCCGGACCACGUGGUCCUUCUGGACGUGCAGGUUUCGUCGGGGCUCCUGGCCUGCGUGGUGACCAGGGUCCCCCCGGCCCUCAGGGUCCGGUCGGUGCUCCAGGCGCAGCUGGCAGCGUCGGCGAUGCCGGAGAACGCGGACGUCCUGGCCGCCCCGGUGACAUCGGCAAGCCUGGUCUUCGUGGACCACCCGGUCCAUCCGGCGAACGUGGCGACAUCGGUUCCCCCGGCUCUCCUGGUAUUCCUGGAACUCCAGGUAUUGAUGGGCUGCCUGGCCAACCCGGUGUGGCAGGUAAGGACGGUGAGCCGGGACCCAUGGGUGCUCGUGGUCCACCCGGUCCUCCUGGUUCCCCCGGAAAACCCGGCGAAGUCGGUCCACAUGGUUACCCUGGUUCCCGAGGUCGCGACGGAGCUCCGGGACCACGUGGUGACGUCGGUGAGCGCGGACCUGAAGGAAAACCCGGUGAAGAGGGUUCACCCGGUCCCGAUGGUCUUACGGGCCAGCAGGGACCCUCCGGACCUUCUGGCCCCUCGGGUCCCCGAGGUGAGCGUGGUCCACAAGGCGAGCGAGGUGAUGCCGGUGAAAAGGGCGAUAAAGGUUCCCGAGGUCCGGUAGGUCCCCGUGGUGUCCGUGGAAAGCCUGGAGCUCCUGGUUCUGAGGGUCCAAGCGGUCCUGAUGGUGAGGCCGGACACGAGGGUCCGGUUGGACCUGCUGGACCAUCUGGACCUCCUGGACCCGUGGGACCCCCUGGAAACAAAGGUCCCUCAGGUCGAGAUGGGCAGGCUGGUGAGGCUGGCAACAUUGGACCACCUGGACCUCCUGGGCCUACCGGAGAACCAGGACGUCCUGGUGAGCGUGGUGAGGUUGGUCCUCAAGGAUAUCCAGGCCUUCCUGGUGCCAAAGGUCCUAGGGGAAAGAUGGGACCUCAGGGCAAUCUUGGACAAGCUGGUAUCCAAGGUCCUUCUGGUGCUCGCGGAAUGCCAGGACCUCGAGGAAGGAAGGGACCAGCUGGCAAACCAGGUCCCGACGGACCUCCGGGUCGCGAUGGGAAUCGCGGCCCAGCUGGCCCGCCCGGUGAAGAAGGCCCUCGAGGUGCUACCAUGAUCCAAGCUCCUCGGAUUACACUCACGGGACCCCCUGGACCUCCUGGUGAUACUGGCUACAUGGGAGCUCAGGGUCCAGUCGGUCCUAUUGGUCCUCCUGGUGACGUGGGUGCAGCUGGACCACCAGGAGCCAAUGGAGAAGAUGGACCUCCUGGUCCAGAAGGGCCCCGGGGCCGUGACGGCCUUGAUGGGGCUCCUGGUCGGCCGGGCAAACGCGGCCGUCCUGGACCUCGUGGACUUGAUGGCCCACCUGGUCCCGACGGUUUGCCAGGCGACGAUGGACCAAUGGGACCCCGCGGCCCCGAUGGACCAAUGGGAGCGGCUGGUGAACGAGGACCCCCGGGCCCCGACGGAGCACCAGGUGAGGACGGAGCUAAGGGACCCACUGGCCCCACCGGCCCAAUUGGUUUCCGCGGUCCCGCCGGACAUGCUGGCAAGGACGGUGCUAAAGGUCCUGUAGGUGAUGCUGGUCCUGAUGGCCCCAAGGGCCCACUGGGAACAGCCGGACCCCUUGGAAUAGAUGGACCCCCAGGCCCUCAGGGCAAACCUGGUCAAACUGGUCGUACGGGUCCACAAGGUCGACAAGGCCCUGCCGGUAAACCUGGUGCGCAAGGCAAGGCCGGAAUAAAAGGUAAACAAGGAAACGAGGGUCCCGCGGGCCCCGCAGGACCUCCAGGUCCGCCUGGUCCCGCUGGUGAACCAGGUGAUGUAGGUCCCAUGGGUGAGGGGGGUCCACAAGGUGUCCAAGGUCAACCUGGAGAGCGUGGUCCUCAAGGCCCACAGGGUGAAGCAGGUCAACCUGGUCCAGACGGUCCACAAGGUCCAACUGGUCCUAUUGGCCCAACUGGUCCUGUCGGUGACCGUGGAGAACCUGGAACCGAUGGAGUUGAUGGACAGCCCGGGAAACCUGGUGAGCGCGGCCCACAGGGUUACCCCGGCCGCGCAGGAUUCGAUGGUCCCUCAGGCCGUCCUGGAAAAGCCGGACCAACUGGACACAAGGGGUGGAUGGGUCCUCCUGGUGACAGUGGACCGAAAGGUCAGCGUGGCGCCAAAGGUCCUCCAGGAUCUAGGGGACAUCAAGGUCCAACUGGCCUUCCUGGUGAACAGGGUUCACAAGGCUUUGAAGGACCAGUAGGCGAAGUUGGUUAUCAGGGUGAUCAGGGUCCAACAGGUCUGCCUGGGCCCGCUGGUCGAGAUGGUCCACAAGGCCCAGCUGGACCAGUUGGUAAUCAGGGACCUCCAGGACCUCCUGGCCCUCCAGCUAUCACUUACGACAUGGCUGUCAAUGAUGACGCCGCUCAGGCCCAAUUUAUUGGCACUGACAGUAUUGAUAAACCUGACGGCUCACGAGGACUGCCAGCAAGAACCUGCAAACACUUAGCAAAGGUCAAUCCACAUUUGCCGGAUGGUUAUUACUGGAUUGAUCCGAAUUCGGGAAGCAUUAAAGAUGCAAUCGAAGUCUACUGCCACAUCCAAACCGGUGAAACCUGUGUGUCGCCAUCUACUGAAGAGUUUGACGGCAAAACGUAUGACCAAGCAGUACCCGGCGAGGAACAUUGGUUCAAUGAACUUCAGGGCGGCAAACUGUUCACAUACAACGUCCCAGGGGACCAACUUGCAUUCUUGAAGAUGCUCAGUUCCAAGGCCAAACAGAAUGUAACAGUAAUGUGCCGUCAGUCAUCACAGGACGAGGCGCGCCUGCUUUCUGACAACGAUCGGUAUUUCUCGCGCAGUGGGGAGCUCUUCCGCUACAAUGUUGUCCGAGACGAAUGCAAAUUCAUGAAGGAUACUUACGGCUACACUGUAAUGGAGGUAAUGACUCGGCCGCAAAGACUUCCAGUGCGCGAUGUCUCCUUCAGUGACGUAGGGGGCAGUUCAAAGGAAGUUGGCGUGAAAUUGAGUCCAGUGUGCUAUGCCUGA